Messenger RNA from Labrus bergylta (ballan wrasse), 1938 nucleotides. The record is from RefSeq and is a predicted model, not a curated record. Lineage: Eukaryota; Metazoa; Chordata; Actinopteri; Labriformes; Labridae.
GAAUCGUUCAUGACGACACAUCACUACUUUUAUUGGGAUCAAAGGUUUUCCGUCGCAUAGCCUGAAUGUGUUUGCAGAUUCUGAAGAAGUUGAUGAGAAACAUAAAUGUUUGAAGUUGGACGAAGCUGAAGACUUCACAGGUCACAAUGAAGACUCUGGUGUUUGUGUCUCUCGUGGGAUUAUUCCUCCACGACACGACGGCAGAGAUGCACUCUCUGAAGUAUUUCUACACGGCGUCUUCUGAAGUCCCAAACUUCCCAGAGUUUGUGGCUGUUGGGAUGGUUGAUGAUUUUCAGAUAAAUUACUACGACAGUAACACCAAGAGAGUAGAACCCAAACAGGACUGGAUGAAGAAAGUCACAGAUGAUGAUGCUGAAUACUUGGAGAGGAACACUGGUAACUUUGUGGGUCACCAGCAGACCUUCAAAGUCAACCUUGACAUUUUAAAGCGGCGCUUCAACCAAACUGGAGGUGUUCACAUUGUCCAGGUGAUGGAAGGCUGUGAGUGGGAUGAUAAGACUGGUGAGGUUAAUGGUUAUUAUCAGCAUGGUUAUGAUGGAGAAGACUUCAUAGUUCUGGACCUGAAGACAAUGACGUGGGUCGCUGCACAACAACAGGCUGUCGUCACCAAACAGAAGUGGGAUAAAGACAAAGCUCUGUUAGAGUAUAAUAAGUACUACCUCACCAAGAUUUGUGUUCACUGGCUGAAGAAGUUUGUGAACUAUGGGAGGAGCUCUCUGAUGAGAACAGACCUCCCCACAGUGUCUCUCCUCCAGAAGACUCCCUCCUCUCGGGUCACCUGCCACGCUACAGGUUUCUACCCCAACAGAGCCAUGAUGUUCUGGAGGAAAGAUGGAGAGGAGCUUCACGAGGACGUGGACAAGGGAGAGAUCCUCCCCAACCACGACGGCUCCUUCCAGAUCAGCGCUGACCUUCAACUGCCCUCUGAUGACUGGGGGAAGUACGACUGUGUGUUUCAGCUCUCUGGUGUGAAGGAGGACAUCGUCACCAAACUGGACAAACGAGAGAUCAAGACCAACUACGUGAAUCCCAUCUACAUGAUCAUUGUCAUCAUUGCUGUUGUUCUCCUUCUUGUAACCAUCGUCUGUCUGGCUGGAUUCUGCCUGUAUAAGAAGAGAAAUGGUGAGAGAGCAAAGUGGAAACAUUCAAACAUGUUUUUUAUAUUUACAUCUGGUGAAUAGUUCUCUUGAGGGGACCUUAAAUAACCUUCAAUGAAAUAAAUCUAGAACAAUCUUUUUUUUUCUGUUUCAGCCAAACGCCCUCCAUCCGUAAGUAGAACUUGAUUUUAUUAUAUUAAGUUUGACCUUAAAUGAACUCUGUAAAUGAAAAAGGGUUUCUGGAGUGUUUUCUGGUGUAAAUGAUGGUUUCAGAGUCGGAUGUGUGCUAACAUUGUGUUUCUGAUCUUACAGCGGUAAACGACCCGGCUGUGCAACAAAUGAUGCUUCCAAAUCAAAAUACCUAAAGACAAAGAGAGGACCCUGAACCCAGUUUACGGGUACGUUCUGCACUGAAACAAGGAGCAGACCGACACGCUCUCCUCAGAAUUCAUUGGCUCUCAUCGUAUCAGACAUGAAGUGAUCAGAGUUAGGAAUUUAAAUUUAAAUCUUUGAAAUACAAAGAAAACGAGUUUGAAAAAGAGUUGACAAAUACUUUACAAAUCUUGAUGAUUUUUUUUUUGUCACCUGGAGAGAAGAGAAUCAGAAGAUGAAUCUAUGACGGCAUCACGCCGCUCUUCAUGUGUUGAAGAAAGAUUUGUGUGUUGAUCUAAAAUCCAUCAUAGUUGGAUUUUUCUACUUCUGGUGUUCGGAGCUUUGUGCUAAAACAAAUGUUGGACAGGGACACGGACACACACACGCUAUUUGAGCCUUUACUGUAGAGAUAGGACAGAGGAUAGAGUCUGAAAUCAGGGAGAGAGAG